Molecule: messenger RNA, 891 nt
Organism: Macrosiphum euphorbiae (potato aphid)
Lineage: Eukaryota; Metazoa; Arthropoda; Insecta; Hemiptera; Aphididae
Source: the annotation of a GenBank genome assembly
AUGGAUAAAUUUGUUACUCGUUCUGUUGACAAUAAUGCGUCGGUAAGUCAACCACCAAAAAAAAAAAAAAUAAAAUACAGUAAUAUUCGUCAGUAUCACGAAGAUUACUUAAAAAUGGGAGUUUCUUGUACUGGUGAUACAGAUAAUCCUCGUCCAUGGUGCGUUGUAUGUGGUGAAAAAUUGUCAAAUAAAGCAAUGGUGCCCAGUAAACUUAAACGUCAUUUGUUAACUAAACAUUCACAUUUGAUCGACAAAAAUAUAACAUAUUUUCAACGUUUAUUAAAUUCACAAAAUAAACAAAGUAAAAAUAUGACAACAAUUGUAAAAAUUUCUGAUAAAUCUCAAGAAGCGAGCUAUGUAGUAGCAGAGCGUGUGGCUAAAACAAUGAAACCACAUACAAUAGGUGAACAGUUAAUUUUACCCGCUUGCCGUGAAAUUGUAAAAAUAUUUUUUAGAAUAGAAGCUGAACAAGAAAUAUUGAAAAUUCCUUUAUCUGAUAAUACAAUAAGUAGGCGCAUAAACGACAUGUCCGAAGAUAUUGAGCAGCAAGUAUUACAUAAGUUAGGCGAUUCUCGUAUAUUUGCGCUGCAAGUAGACGAAUCUACAGAUAUAAGUGGAAAAUCACAGCUUUUAGUUUUUGUGCGCAUAGUAGUUGAUGACGAUAUUAUUGAAAACUUUUUUUGUUGUAAAACAUUGCACGAAACAACGAGAGGUGAAGAUGUUUUUAAAGUUUUGGACGAUCAUUUAUUAUCAGUAAAUUUAUCAUGGGACAAUUGUAUUGGAAUAUGCACUGAUGGUGCACCUUCAAUGACUGGCUCAAUUAAAGGUUUCAUUUUUUUAGUAAAAAAAAAAAAAUUCAACAAUUAUUUUUACCUAUUGCUUCCUUCAUAG